UUUGUUUUAGUUUCUUUUGAAAAUAGGAAAAUGUUUAAAAUUUUCCUGUUUGUUCUUUACUUGAUGAAGGUUGAUGGGAGCACACAUUGGAUGGUCACUGAGGAUGGAAAAAUACAACAACAGUUGGAAUCCCCAUUUGCGAUGAAACAGCCCCAUGAUCUUGUUGCUUUCAUGAGACAGGAACGUGAUCAUGAUUAUCUUAAGAAAUUCAAGCAACAUUUAUUAAAAGAACAGGAAGAGAUUGAAACAAACGAAGACAAAGAUACCGACCUUGAAAGUCGACACUACAGGACAGAUAGAGAUUGCAGAGCUGCUGGAAAGAAACUGCCAGAGUUUGAUUUGUUCAUUAGUUCUGUUUUACCGCUUGAGAACAAGGAUAUUGAGAUUGAAGAUUACAUUGAUAUUAUACCGGUCACUAAGCUGAAGGAACCUAACUGUUCCGCUGCAUGCAAUCUGCCAUACAGCAUUCAUGCAUAUGAUCAUUUAGAGGGUGUACAGGAUCGUGAUAAAUUGGAGCCACAGAAGAUGCCGGGACUAAAAUCAACUUUAUCUUUCCUUGAAGAUCCCGUGGCGGCUGCAACUGCUAUACACGAGGCAUUGGAAAAGAACUCCACAUCCUGGGUUCUUUACAAUCUUGCAUCCUUUUAUUGGAGAAUGAAGGGAGACCCUGAUGCUGCAAUCGAAUGCAUACGACGUGCCUUGCACUUCUCACCCAACCAUACAAGGGAUGUGGCUCUCGUUAACCUCGCCAAUAUUUUGCACAAAGCGCGAUACACGUUGAAUGCAUCCGUUGUUAUGCUCCAUGCUCUUGAAAUAUCCGAUGAAUUCGCCGUCAACUAUUUCUCCCUUGCCAACAUUUAUGCUGUGCUUGGCGAAUACAAUGAAUCCAUUUAUUAUUACGAGAAAACUUUGGAAAGUCAGUCAGAUUUCGAAGCAGCUAAAUCAAGGCUGGCUGCCGUUCAAUGUCAACUUAAACUGGAGGAAAAACUGGAAGCCCAACAUGAGAGUUUACAACGAACACUGGAGGAGCUACAGAGCUACAAACAGAAACACGAACAGUAUGUUCAGAAACAAAAUCGUUUCAACGCGCUACAGAUACCAGCCAAGGUUCAGAUAGAUUACCAUAUGCAUUAUGAACACCAGAGGAUAAGGGAAGGAACCUUCAACCACAAAUGUCAGGUUCGUAGCAACAAGAGUGGUUCGGUACUUGUAUGCAACUUACCCCCACCCUCCGAUACCCCCUUGCCCCACCUGGACACCCCACAACCCCCAACUUCUGAGGGGGAUAUCAUCAAACUACUGCCGAGGAAGAUAUCUGUGGAUUUUGAGAAUGAGAAUGAGAGACCCAACAACAACAACAAUGAAGAUGAUGAAGGAUAUAAGUUACCUUCGCAAGUGGAAGAAAAAAGGAGGGAAAUUAAACGGACCCAGGACGACGCAGCUCCAUCCGAACAAUCAACCAAACCUCGCUCACCUGUUUAUGAUUGGACGGAUCCAUCAUGGCCACCGAUGAAGUCUUGUGAUGAAUACGUGAACCGAUACCCAGCGUGGGAUGAAUUCCACUCCGCUUACGUUGAUCCUGAGACAAGGGGUAUAAGUGUUCGCGAACUGCUUACUACAUACAUCGGGAUCUCGGAGGGGGAGAUGCACCCGUUACCAUGGAAACCACCUCGCUGUGAUAAACUGGAAACACUGGAAGAAACACAAUUCGAUUCAAUCUCAGGAAUUGCAUCGCGCAACACUGUUCAAAAUAAACAAGACACACAUCUACAAGCUUUUCUGUUGCUCCAUGUAAACAAAGGUAGGGUUUGGCCGGAUGACUUGGGACAACGGAUCAACACGGCCAUGAGGAAAGCUAUCAGGCAACAGGACAACGAUCACUUAUGGGCAUUAUACAACCUUGCUGGAUUAUUCUGGCGUGUAAACGGGGACAACCUUAACGCUAUUGAAUGCCUGAGGAGAUGUAUACGUAGGGUACCUGUGGAACAUUUGGAUAUUCCACUCGUUAGUUUGUCCAAUAUUAUGUACAGAGUUGGCAAACUGAGCGAUGCCGUCAAUUUAUUGAUCUACGCAUUAAGGGUUAAUAACUCGGAGCCUGCCACCUACUUAAGCAUGGGCAACGCACUACAAGCACAAGAUAACAUAACAGGGGCAGUGGAGUUUUAUAAUUACGCCAUGGUCCUCAACCCUCAAUAUAAAGAUGCUUUCCAUUCACUAUUGGUGGUCAAGUGUUCACAUCUGAGGAGUCAAAAGCAAGAAGACAAUGUGAAAAAACUCCUUCAAGACUUGAAUGUUUCACCACUUGAUAGCAAUGAAGAGCCACAAACAGACGAACCACAAGAUGACAGCAAAGAGCAAGACGCUUCGGAUAUUGAAAAUGCAAACGAAGUUGCUGCAGGUCCAACACAAGAUGAACCUUAUUCACAUCAAGCUAAAGAAGCGGGCCAGAUUCUACAGGACCUCGUUGAUCGUAAAUCGGACGCAAAUCAACUUUUAAAAGAUACGACCAAAGCUAUUGAAGAUUUGAAUAAUUCGAAUGGAAAAGAGGCUGAAUUGAAAAUGGAGCACGCGCAUAAGUUGAUGGAGAAACUAUCCAAGAUCCGCAACUCACUUGAUGAAAUGGUUACUAAAGCUGCCCUUGCAUUAAGUGGUGGGGUGGGGCACAGAAAUUGCGAGAAAGACAAAGAUUUGGUCGAUUUUUCGUACAAAGCUGAUGUUCAGUUGAUUGAUGGAGUGGCAUUUCCUGAAGCUGAUUGGUCGAAGCUGGACGAAUCAGAUCGCUCCGAACCAUUGUGUGUUCUAGAUGGUAUGCCUAAGUAUUAUGACCUCACAGACGUACAAUCGAUUCACAAUCCAACUAAUGUUGAUGCAAUAAAGGAAGAAUAUUUCAUCAAGUUGCUAACAACUAUAUCUCACUCCACCACCUUAGAAGAAGUAGCUCGUAAAUUAUCUUACUUACUCCGUACCCAACAACAUACAACAUGGGAAACAACUUUCCUGUCAUCUUAUUAUUGGAGGGUGAAGGGAGACACAAAGCAGGUGAUCACCUGUUUCAUGCAAUCACUCGCUACUUCUGGCCUUGAUUACCACCCAGUGAUUCUCUCUUCAAUGGUUGAUUUUCUUGCGGUUGCCAGCCAACUAAAAGACGCGCUUGUGAUGGUGAGACAUCUAUCGGAGCUUGAUUCAUCACCAGCGAGACAUUACUUGGUGGGGAAUAUAUUUGCUGCAAAUGGCCAGUAUUUGACAGCUGCCGACCAUUAUAUAUCAUCCACUAUGCAUGGUGACUUUAAAAAUGCAAGGAUUAAAAUGAGAGCUGCUGUUUGCAAAGUAAAAGAAUGAGCAAGUUACUUAACUACUGAAUUUUGGAAUAAAAUUCGUAUUUGGUUUCACUUUUCCCCAGAGCUUGAUUUGUUAAACCAGAGUUUUCGGAACUAUAAAGAGCGUUUAAAUUUAUUGCAAUAUCAGUUUAAAUGUCUGGCAACUACCAGAACGUCGUUCCAGUAAACUUUAAGUAUUUAUCGAGCUUCUGGGACAGCAUUGUGGUGAAAUCCAUCUCUCUGUUUCCAUAUACACAUUUGUUUUGGAUAAUUUUUUACUUUUUAUUGUUUAAUUAUGCAAUUUUUAAGCUGAAAUUUAUUUUUAUUAUCCAGAAUGUCUAAUUUUUAAUGCCCUCAAUUAUUUAACUGAUGAAUCUUGGUGUAAUUACGUGAUUAAAACUAUAAAUCUGGGA
Molecule: messenger RNA, 3730 nt
Organism: Ciona intestinalis (vase tunicate)
Lineage: Eukaryota; Metazoa; Chordata; Ascidiacea; Phlebobranchia; Cionidae
Source: RefSeq, a predicted model, not a curated record